This is a messenger RNA of Malania oleifera, 1632 nucleotides long. RefSeq names its product transcription factor MYB41. Bases 209 to 1231 code for a protein of 340 amino acids. The record is from RefSeq and is a predicted model, not a curated record. NCBI's taxonomy places the organism in Eukaryota, Viridiplantae, Streptophyta, Magnoliopsida, Santalales, Ximeniaceae. The transcript is spliced from 3 exons.
UAGAACAUCCGAGAAAUCAUAUUCACGAGGCAUUCAUCCACGUACAACGCAUAAUAUAUGGAAGAAAUCAUAUUCACAAGCGUACAACAUAUAAUGGAAUAAAGAAAAAGCAGCAGCAGCCACCAGCAGCAGCAGGAGAGAGGAAGAAGAAGAAGAAUUGAAGAAGUGGGUAUAUAGGAGUGAAUAUACUAGAGAGAGAUAGUUGAAAAUGGGACACCAUUCAUGCUGCAAUCAACAGAAGGUGAAGAGAGGGCUUUGGUCUCCUGAGGAAGACGAAAAACUCAUCAGAUACAUCACCACCCAUGGCUAUGGCUGUUGGAGUGAAGUCCCUGAGAAAGCUGGGCUACAAAGAUGUGGGAAGAGUUGUCGCUUGAGAUGGAUCAACUAUUUAAGACCUGAUAUUAGAAGAGGGAGGUUCACUCCCGAAGAAGAGAAGUUAAUCAUCAGCCUUCAUGGUGUUGUCGGCAACAGAUGGGCGCAUAUAGCAAGUCAUUUGCCUGGAAGAACAGACAAUGAGAUAAAGAACUACUGGAAUUCCUGGAUCAAGAAGAAAAUCAGGAAGCCCCCUGCAGCUGCACCACCACCUCCAACCUCUACUGCCAUAUCCAAUAGUGCCACUGACCAUUCCCAACUGGGCUACACUACUUCAAGCCAUCUAAACUUAGUGAACCAUGACUUUGCAACAAAGUCCACUACCACUACACCAAUUUUAAUGCAAGAAACCCUAUUUUCUUCUUCCUGCCCUCUAUUUAUGUUCGACACCACCGGCUCCUUCGACGGGAUCAUUGCCGACAAUGUGCCACGAGCCGAAGUACUUUUCCACGAAGCCGGGGCGACCUUAAGCUCCUCAGAAACUUGGCAUCAUUUGGAGCAGAGCCAAGCUCAAGCAUUGAUGCCUCCACCAGGUGCAUUCACAAUGAGUAGUAGUACUGCUAAUGCAGCCAUGGAUUGUAAUUCUACUUUGCCACCAUUAGUGGAGAAUAUGGAUAACUUGAUGCCCGUGGAAUUGCAAGCUUGCAGUACUACCAUGGAUGAGGAAGGUGGAGAUCAAAUUACAUUGGAUUGCUUACAGAGACAAGACCUUAAUGAUUGGGUUGACUCACAGCAGUGCCCUAGUUUUCUUUUUUGGGAUCAUAUUGAGCAAGGGGCGGUCGGCGGGGAGGAAAUUGCGCAGCCGCCAGCUUCGACGAGUAUGGAAGCCAUGCUGUCUUCUUUCCCGUCGCCUCUUUGAGAAGUAUACUACGUACAAGACUUAAUUAAUUAUGAUGGUUACUGAUGAAAAGAUCAUGAGUUGGUUUGUUUGUUUGUUUAUUUUUUUUAAUUAACCCUAAUAUUACUUUCACUGGUGAGGUAAUGAAUUUGAAAUGCAUCUGAGGGAAUGCAUGCAGUGUAAGAGAGCAUGCAUGCAUGCAUGCAUGCAACGUUUAAUUUUCUCGGUCUUUGGAUCGAAAUAGAUCAUGAAGAGGGAAAAAAAAAAGAAAUAAAAGGAAGAGAGGAAAGAGGUAGCUAGCCACCUAAGGUUGGUGAUCGAUGAUGAUGAUGAGAUACAUGCAAUUUGGUUAUUCUUCUGGUGUGUAAUAUUGGCCAUGGUGUUGAAUUAAUGAUACUCAUUAAUGGGUUUGGUUUUCCAAA